Molecule: messenger RNA, 642 nt
Organism: Anthostomella pinea
Lineage: Eukaryota; Fungi; Ascomycota; Sordariomycetes; Xylariales; Xylariaceae
Source: the annotation of a GenBank genome assembly
AUGCGUUUCGCUGCUGCUGCCCUCUUCGCCGGAGCCGCCAUGGCCGGAAGCACCCUCUACGAGACCGACGUCGUCACCAUCACCUCGUGCGGCCCCGAGGUCACCAACUGCCCGGCCCGCAGCCACACCAGCACCGCCGCUGUGUCGGCCACUGAGACCCCCGAGGUUCCCAGCUACCCUACCUCCGUCGAGGUUCCCAGCUAUGCCACCUCGUCCGCCGAGGCUACCUACCCUACCUCCGUCGCCACCUCCGUCGCCACCUCUGCCGCCUCCGGAUACCCUUCCGUGGUCCCCAGCGUCCCGGCUGGCUACCCCGUUGGCUCCUCCAGCGCCUCGGCACCGGCGGCCUCUUCCCCGGUCACGUCCGCCACUGGCAACACCAUGGUGUCUGCCCCCUACCCGACCACGCUGAGCACCGUUGUCCCUGUUGAGUCGACCAGCACCGCUGAGGCCGCUACCACCCCCGCUGCCACCUACCCGGCCGGCACUGGUGCCCCUGCCCCCACCGGUAGCUACCCUACCACCUCCGGCUCCCCCAGCUCCCCCAGCAUGAGCCCCAUCCCCACGGCCGGUGCCUCCACCAUGGGUGCCUCUGCCCUGAUGGCCGCCGCCGCCGGUGUUGCCGCUGUUCUCUUCGCUUAA